This is a messenger RNA of Hydatigera taeniaeformis, 894 nucleotides long. Lineage: Eukaryota; Metazoa; Platyhelminthes; Cestoda; Cyclophyllidea; Taeniidae. The record is from the annotation of a GenBank genome assembly.
GCCUGGCAACGUAUCCUCGUGCACCAAAAUAAAGAUGACGAACGCGAAUAUGAGGUAGUUACGCUUUUUCGCAUUUUUCUGCUUCCAGGAAUUGUGCACCUGGACUUGAAGCCCGAGAACUUUGUGAUAGUGAGGGGCAUGCUGAAGCUCAUUGACCUGGGCAUCAGCCAACGCCUGCCCGCAGACAGCACUCAUAUGGAUCUGCUGAAGCCCAUGGGCUCCAUUGUCUACAUGAGUCCCGAACAGCUCGCUUCCAUUGCCAGUAGCAACUUCCCUAACAUUGUUGGCGGAAACGAUGCAAAGCGACUCACUCAUUCAUCCACUGCCAACCAACUGAUCAGUCCAUACUUCAUUGCUGAGUUCAUCCUCCUGAUCUACCCAUCUGAAUCGUGCCGUUUGGUUCGUUGUGCUCUCGUGGAACCGUGGUGUCGAUUUAUGCGCCUUCUUCACCACAGUCGCCUUCAAUUCACUCAUUUUUGUCCCUCUGCUUCUGUCGCCUCUGUGACUUAUACCCUUCUAGGUGUUGCUUUCUGCCACGGCAGGAUACUUCUAUUUGCUUAUGUUACUGAAUUAGUUUCACCAACAAUAUGGAAUUUACCUUCAUUGGUGUUUCAGAUCCGCCUGAAAACGGACAUAUGGGCACUGGGAAUCAUCCUCUACGAGAUGCUGCAUGGCCAUUCACCCUAUUGCGGGGCUCAACAGGCCGCCAUCCUGACUGCAAUCCUCUCACCUUCCGUCCCCAUCCGUUUUCCCCAUGUUAAUAACGCCAAACUCGAUAAGGUAAGCGCAAACGCACUCUCCCACCACAAGAUCUCUGUUUCUCACGUCGCUUCCAUGGGAAAACUGAAUUGCCUCACCCCCUCCCCGAUGAAUUUAUCGCGCACACUUGCCUGA